AUGUCCCGCGAAGCCUACCAAGUCCCCGCCCUCGACAAUCAAACCGCCUUUGGCAAUGGUGGCGGCGCCGGCGCUGGUGGUGCAGGUGGUUAUACGCAACCCCAAGUCCAGUCCUCACGAUACAUCUGCGGUGAAUGCGAUGCAAAGUUUUCGUUGCCUCCUAAUGCGACGUUGAGGUGUACGGAGUGCGGACAUCGGAUAUUGUAUAAGGAGCGCACGAAGAGAAUUGUCCAGUUUGAGGCACGAUAA
Molecule: messenger RNA, 249 nt
Organism: Talaromyces marneffei
Lineage: Eukaryota; Fungi; Ascomycota; Eurotiomycetes; Eurotiales; Trichocomaceae
Exons: 2
Coding region: 1-249 (82 amino acids)
Biological process (GO): DNA-templated transcription
Cellular component (GO): RNA polymerase II, core complex; RNA polymerase III complex; RNA polymerase I complex
Molecular function (GO): DNA binding; zinc ion binding; DNA-directed RNA polymerase activity
Source: RefSeq, a predicted model, not a curated record